Molecule: messenger RNA, 1042 nt
Organism: Sardina pilchardus (European sardine)
Lineage: Eukaryota; Metazoa; Chordata; Actinopteri; Clupeiformes; Clupeidae
Product: tumor necrosis factor receptor superfamily member 14-like
Exons: 5
Coding region: 186-899 (237 amino acids)
Biological process (GO): defense response to Gram-positive bacterium; positive regulation of T cell migration; negative regulation of alpha-beta T cell proliferation
Cellular component (GO): external side of plasma membrane
Molecular function (GO): protein binding
Source: RefSeq, a predicted model, not a curated record
UAAUGCCCUCCGGACAGGUCUCCCAGCCUGCAGAUGAUCCAGAACACACCUGGUCUACAACCAACCCAAAAGGGCACAUCUCCCUGACGCUCAUUCAGCUAAACUGGCUACUAUUGGCUGGUUAGAUACAGUUAUUAAUUAACAGUUAUAAUUUUAACAAGUUAUGUGUGACACUUUGUACCAGAAUGGAACUUUUUUCACAGUUUACUGAAAGCCAGCUCAAGUUUUGCCUCCUGAUCCUGCUUGCUGUCUGCGCUGUCGUGAUGAAUGCAUGUGGCCCUGCGGAGUAUAAAACUGGACAGGAGUGCUGCCCUAUGUGUGGCACAGGAUAUUUUGUGAAACGUGACUGCACAGAAUUUAGAAGCACGUCAUGUCUGCCAUGUCCAAACACUUCCUUCACUGAUUCACCAAAUGGACUCGCCAAGUGCUUUUCUUGUUCAUUAUGUGACUCCAGUGUCGCUCUAAGAGUGAAGAGGGCGUGCAGCUCCACCUCAGACACACUGUGUGAGCCUCUGGAAGGUCACUACUGCACUGACCCAAUCCAAGAUGGCUGCAGAGGAGCUGUGGAACACACCAAGUGCUCACCAGGACAGUACAUCAAUCAAACAGGCACUGGCUCCACUGAUGCUGUGUGUGCUGAGUGUGUAGGGGACACGUACUCAAACGGAUCAUUCACAUCCUGCAGACCACACACACGGUGUGAAUCUCUGGGACUGUUCACGGGGAAGCCAGGAACACACACAGAGGACGCUUACUGUGAAAACCACCGUCGUCAUCACAUGGUGUUAUGGGCAGUGCUGCCCUUAGCUUGUACUGUUGGAGUUGUUUUAUUGGUAAGGAGAAGAGCAAGGCUGUAUGUUGUGUAUAAAUAUGUGACAAAAACAGGGGUAAAAACAUAAGUGCCAUUUUGUGUCUUGAAGUAGUUUGAUGUCAUACCUUUAACUAAACAAUAUUUGGGCUAGAGAACAUUUAAUGCAGCGUUUUUGACCUGAAGAUCUGGUCCUGUCUUUGUCUUAAGUUUUAAUUUGUUCAGUUUUUUUGU